Mizuhopecten yessoensis (Yesso scallop) is the source of this 369-nucleotide messenger RNA. Its product is annotated as multidrug resistance-associated protein 1-like. NCBI's taxonomy places the organism in Eukaryota, Metazoa, Mollusca, Bivalvia, Pectinida, Pectinidae. Gene Ontology annotation, cellular component: membrane. Gene Ontology annotation, molecular function: ABC-type transporter activity; ATP binding. The record is from RefSeq and is a predicted model, not a curated record. Gene Ontology annotation, biological process: transmembrane transport. The transcript is spliced from 3 exons. The annotation marks the transcript as partial.
UUCUCAAACUCUAUGCUUGGGAGAUGUCAUUUAAGGAAAAGAUUGCUGCUGUGAGAAAACUGGAGCUGAAAUAUAUCUGGAAGGCUGGCAUAUUUGGCUGUGGUUUCAUGUUCUCCUGGUACAUAGCUCCCUACCUUGUGUCCCUGGCAACCUUUGCGACCUUCAUCUUUGCAUCAGAUAAUCAUUUUCUGGACCCUCAGACAGCGUUCGUAGCCAUUUCCCUGUUCAACAUACUGAGGUUUGCUGUUAACAUUGCUCCGGCUGUCAUCACAGAAGUGGUCACGGCCAAUGUCUCGAUGAAGCGGUUGAGUAAAUUUCUGAACAGUGAGGAUCUUGAUGCAAAGUGUGUAUCUCACAGCUCCUUGGAGC